AUGGAUGACUUCCCCAGCUCUGCUGGCAUCCGGCAGGAGCCAGCCCGAGAUCGCGAUGCUCACUCAAUAGAUUCAGAUCGAGCUGAUCUCUACGACGAAUCCAAUGGCAACGGUAUCGUGACAUAUGCGCCCAAGGAGCGUUUUCGUUUGGGAUAUUUCACUGUCAGCUGUCUGGUGAUUAAUCGCAUGAUUGGCACCGGCAUCUUCAUGUCGCCCCAGCGCGUAAUCCAGGGAACGAUGAGCACUGGCGCAUCACUGCUCUUCUGGGUCGCCGGGAUCAUCUACUGCAUCUGCGGUACUCACGUUUACAUCGAAUACGGCCUGAACAUCCCUCGCUAUGUCAUCAAUGGUGUUGAACAGAGUGUCCCUCGAAGCGGUGGAGACCUCAAUUACCUUCAAUACGUAUACACGAAGCCCGCCUAUCGUAAAAACACCGUUUUACUUUCGACGUGCAUCUUCGGCAUCUCCUUUAUCAUCCUGGGCAAUAUGGCUGGUAACUCGAUCAAUUUUGCGCAUCGCGUUCUGCUUGCUGCAAACGUUCAAGACCCUUCCAAUGGUGCUGUGAGGGGGAUUGCCAUGGCCGUCGCCACCUUAACCUGCUUCAUUCACGCCAUCUCACGUCGCGGGGGUCUCUGGCUCAAUAACACAUUGGCUAUUGUGAAGGUCGGCAUCAUGCUGCUUAUUAUCAUCACAGCGGCGUGUGUUGGUGGCAAUGCUCUGCCCAAGACAGAGAACGUCUUCACCGACAAUAUCUCCGCGGAUAACUCGUUCCGAGGCGGGUCGAACCAACCAAACGGCUACGCUCAUGCUUUUCUGGCUAUUAUAUUUUCCUUCUCCGGCUUUGAACAGCCCAACUAUGUCUUGGGCGAGAUCAGCCGACCAAGGAAGAAGUUCCCACGCGCCAUGAGCACGGGUGUAGGUAUCGUCUUGGUACUAUACCUCGCUGUGAACCUGAGCUACACGUACACUGCGGCCCGUGUCAAGCAAGAGAUUGCCAAAGAAGGCAUUCUUCCCUUUCCCAAGUUCUUCUCUCAGAACACAGACAUGAGCGUUGGUCGAGUCAUGCGAUGGUUCCAAAAGCACGGCAUGUUCAAGUCAAUUAUGCGCCUAAGUUGGUUCUCGCCCGAAGAACACAGCGAGAAGACGCCGGUCGGCGCGCUCGUGCUUCAUUUCGUCAGCUGUCUCGUUCUCAUCUUCGCCACGUGGGGCAUGAAACCCACGGAGGCGUACACUCUACUCACUUCGUGGAGUGCCUAUGUUGUUACUGCCUUCAUGAGUACAUUCCUCGGACUUGGAAUUUUGAUUCUUCGCUUCCGCGGCCCGCCUCCGACGGCCGUAAACCGGGAUGGCGACGAACCCAACGACCAAACCAUCCCGGAAAACCCUACCUGGACAGAUUUGACAGGAAAGGGCAUCAACCCGGUGGUGAGCAUUAUCGCUGCCUCUGUAUACAUGGCUGGCGGCUUGUACCCAGUGAUCGCGACCUGGGUGCCUCCAACAGGUCUCUAUGAACAACUCACCAAACCGAAGGCGGAAUGGUGGAUCGUCCCAACCGUCUCAUGGUGCGUCAUCGGCCUCGGAAUUGCAUGGUUCCUCGGCUUCGUUGGUGUGGCGAAGCAUAUCGACCGCAAGGACCACCGCGUGUUCGUUGUCGAGAAGCGACCAGAAUUUGAGCCCGCAGAGGGGUCGGGCAAGAGCGACGUUGAGGGUAGUAGUGCACGUGUCGACCCGAGGAGAAGUGGUGGGCUGGUGCAGGUGCACGAGACGGUGUACCUCAGUUGGGUGGGCAGAGAGACAUUGCGACAAAGACGGCAAGGGACUGCGGAUGGCGACGGAACUCAGAUGGAGGAGAGACGGGAGUCAAAUCUGUCACCCUAUGCGGGUACCGAUUUCGAUGGCUAUUUUACGAAUCUAAAUGCGACACCAGGUCAGGGAAGAUACCAGUACUAGGUUUAUUCAAAGCGAGUCAUAGAAGAUACUAUAUGUAU
Messenger RNA from Verticillium alfalfae VaMs.102, 1988 nucleotides. RefSeq names its product high-affinity methionine permease. The transcript has 3 exons. Gene Ontology annotation, molecular function: L-amino acid transmembrane transporter activity. The coding region runs from base 1 to 1950 and encodes 649 amino acids. Gene Ontology annotation, biological process: amino acid transmembrane transport. The record is from RefSeq and is a predicted model, not a curated record. Gene Ontology annotation, cellular component: membrane. NCBI's taxonomy places the organism in Eukaryota, Fungi, Ascomycota, Sordariomycetes, Glomerellales, Plectosphaerellaceae.